AUGCGCCGAGUACGAGCGGAAAUCGGCACUGCUGGAGUCAAUGAAGACGAUGAUGCUGCCCAAUACCUACUCGAGGAAUUGAAUUCAAUCCGGCGAUCAAAGAGUGAUCGUGUCAGCCAAAAAGUAACCAGUCGAGGUGAUCUAUGGCCGCAAAGGGCCUCCUUGUCUUUGUAUUCCUUUCUAGAAGGAUCGCGCAGCUGGGCAAGCAAGCUGGUCGGAGGCCAUAACCGAAACCCUGCAAAUCAUGCAGGUCGAAGACGACCUUUGUCUGUUCGCUCUGUGAAUGAAUUGGGCGAUUCCGAUAUAUCUUUGGAGAUUCGAAAGAGAAGAGGCCCCGGAAACGCUGGAAACCAGUCUCCUAACCGUAACGGCAAGGGCCCUAAAGACAAAUCCGACUUUGCAAAUCCACAUGGAAAUUGGAACGGAAACCCUCCUGGUCUCGCUGGCCCUGCUGAUCCACCUAGUUUUGGUCCGCCACCGGGAAUUCAGCCUCCGCCUAAUGCCCCGGAACCGCCGCCGCCCAUGUCUUUGACUGACCAGAUAACCGCCUCGACGAUAGUACCCAUUGGUACCCAAACCACUCAGCCAUCGGUACCAACCCUUUACAUACAGACGAAAACCGUCGUUUCAAAAAUGGGAGAAACAACAGGGCCUGGCGACAUUCCCAGCAGUCCGUUUGAUACGACUCCAUCUUCAACUUCAAGUCCUGGCAAUUCAAACAACAUUCUCCACGAUCCUGCUCGUGUUGCCAGUCUAGCUGUUGGUGUUACGAUCGCCUCACUUAUGCUCCUGACUGUUAUUGGUUGGUUGAUACUGAGAUGUUUUAGAAAGCGGAAAUAUCGAAACAAAUAUCCUGUUUAUCAAAUGACUCGACCCGGUGAACUAGAUGGAUCGUGGGCCAACGAGAAGGACCAGACUUCAAAGACGGGUGGAGGGUUUGAAUGGGAUCCAGAAUCUACGUUCGCGCCACCUUUCUCAAAGCAACAACCAUUUGGCCAUUCACGAGGCCGUUCAUCUGCUUCAUUAAUAUUUCAACGUAUUUUAAAGCACACCCGGAUACCCUCACAGAGGAGAUCAGCUCAGUUCAAUCCUUUAAUACACGAUAAACCGUUGCCGAAACCCCCCGACACCGAAUCCCAGCUAUCCCAAACGGAGCACGAUUCUAUCGUGAAUGAUUUACCAGAUAUGCCCGAAAUGCCCGAAAAAUCGCGUGCCACAAUCAGCACAAGAUCCUCAGAAGCAUUCCAUCUUGACCUUCCAUCUCCGCGACACUACUUCCAACAAGACCGGAAAGGACCGGGCCGUGGAAGUAUUUCGAAAUUCUCGUGGUCAACACCAACUACAAAGUCAACGUCAAUCGCGUCGGUCGCUCCGACGUAUCGAUUACCUUCGUUAACAAGCAACUAUGCGGGUACGAUAUUCUCGGACGACAGCGAACCGCCCCAUUUUCGAACCACGUCGAGUUGGGUUCUGCAUCAACAAGCCCGAAUUUCGAGGCGGAAAUGGGUUGAUUUGGACUACCCAAUGUCACCAACGGCAGUGGCGAGUACUCCCAGAACAAGACAAAACUCAGACUGCCUUACCCCGAAAGAGAGGCCACCGAAAAGGCUCUCAGAGGAGACACUCAAUUAA
Uncinocarpus reesii 1704 is the source of this 1632-nucleotide messenger RNA. RefSeq lists its product as uncharacterized. Lineage: Eukaryota; Fungi; Ascomycota; Eurotiomycetes; Onygenales; Onygenaceae. The transcript has 2 exons. Bases 1 to 1632 code for a protein of 543 amino acids. The record is from RefSeq and is a predicted model, not a curated record.